This is a messenger RNA of Arctia plantaginis, 1656 nucleotides long. The record is from the annotation of a GenBank genome assembly. Lineage: Eukaryota; Metazoa; Arthropoda; Insecta; Lepidoptera; Erebidae.
AUGUGGUUGGUGCUGGUGGGGCUAGCCGCCCUCUCAGCGGCCGAUGCUCUGCAGCCGCGCUGUCAGGAGAUCACCAUUCCCAUGUGCCGGGGGAUAGGUUACAAUCUAACGAGCUUCCCUAAUGCGCUGGACCAUGAUACACAAGAAGAAGCCGGAUUAGAGGUUCACCAAUACUGGCCCCUCGUUGAAAUCAGAUGCUCAGCCGACCUUAAGUUCUUCCUGUGCUCCGUGUACACGCCCAUCUGCAUCGAAGACUACCAGAAACCACUGCCGGCCUGCCGGAGCGUGUGCGAGCGCGCGAGAGCGGGAUGUGCGCCUCUCAUGCAGCAGUACGGCUUCCAGUGGCCCGAAAGGAUGGCUUGCGAACGCUUGCCUCGCGCCGGGGAUCCCGACCAACUAUGCAUGGAAGAAACCGAACGAGUUCGCGAACCUCCCCCGCCCCCCGCGAGGCGUCCCCCUCGCCCCUCUUGCACGGACCCAAAAAACUGCGCGGGCGCCGCUGCCACGGCCGACGCGGCGCCGGGCGGCGGCGGCGCGUGCGUGUGCACGUGCAAGCCGCCGCUCGUCAGCACGCGCGCGACCAGCCCCGCGCACGGCCCGCCGCACAGCCCCGCGCUAAGCCCCGCCAACACAAGCAGCGGGCCGCUCGUGCCCGGCUGCGCGCUGCCGUGCCGCGGAGCGUUCUUCACCCGCGACGAGAAAGAGUUCGCCGCCGUCUGGGUGGCGCUGUGGGGGGGCCUGUGUGCCGCCAGCACGCUCAUGACCCUCACCACCUUCCUGAUCGACUCCCAGCGGUUUAAGUAUCCGGAACGACCGAUAGUUUAUUUGUCCGCUUGCUACUUCAUGGUCUCGCUCGGAUACCUGGCGCGGCUCGCGAUCGGUCACGACGAGGUGGCGUGCGACGGUCCUCUUCUGCGCACGAACGUCAACGGUCCCGGAGCCUGCACGCUAGUGUUCGUCCUGGUUUACUUCUUCGGCAUGGCGUCAUCCAUCUGGUGGGUGGUGCUCUCCUUCGCGUGGUUUCUCGCCGCCGGUCUGAAAUGGGGCAACGAGGCUAUCGCCGGGCACGCCCAGUACUACCAUCUGGCGGCCUGGCUGAUUCCCGCCGCCAAAACGGUCGCCGUCCUCCUCGCCGGUGCGGUCGACGGCGAUCCCGUCGCCGGAAUCUGCUACGUGGGCAACUCCUCGCCGGAGAAUCUCAAACGCUACGUUCUGGCACCGCUGAUAGUGUACUUCGCCCUCGGCGCCACUUUCCUUCUCGCCGGUUUCGUGUCCCUGUUCCGCAUCCGAUCGGUGAUCAAGCGCCAGGGAGGAAUCGGCGCCGGCUCCAAGGCGGACAAACUGGAGAAGCUGAUGAUCCGCAUCGGAGUCUUCAGCGUGCUCUACGCGGUGCCGGCCGGAGUGGUCAUCGGAUGUCUCGCCUACGAGGCGGGCGGGCACGAGCGGUGGAUCCGAAGGGUCGCGUGCGGCCCCACGUGCGGGCCGCGGCCGCUGUACUCCGCACUGAUGCUGAAGUACUUCAUGGCCCUCGCCGUGGGCAUCACGUCGGGCGUGUGGAUCUGGUCGGGCAAGACGCUGGACUCGUGGCGGCGCGUGUGGCGCGGCGGGCGCGAGCCGCCGGCGGCGCAGCGCGCGCUCGUCAAGGGCGGCGUGUGA